AUGUCGCUCACUCUGCACACCUCCCGCGGUGACGUCAAGCUCGAGCUCUUCUGCGAGGCCGUCCCCAAGACAGCCGAGAACUUCCUCGCCCUGUGCGCCUCGGGCUUCUACACGGCCAGCCCUUUCCACCGCCUGAUCCCCAGCUUCAUCAUCCAGGCCGGCAGUCCCGCCUCGGACCCCAAGUCCAAGACGUCGACAUCCAUCUACGACACCCCGAAUGGCCUGUUCGAAGACGAGAUCCGCCCAGCGCUGCGACACAAUGCCCGCGGCAUAGUCAGCAUGGCCAACAAAGGCCCAAACUCAAACGGCAGCCAGUUCUUCAUUACUUUCGCCCCCGCCCCGCAUCUCGACGGGAAGAACACCGUGUUUGGCAAGGUCAUUGAGGGGAUAGAGGUCUUGGACGACCUGGAGAGCAUUGCCGUGGACAAGAAGUCGCGUCCGCUCGAGAGGGUUGAGAUCAAGAGCGUCACUGUGCAUGCCAACCCUCUAGCGGGAUGA
Messenger RNA from Dothidotthia symphoricarpi CBS 119687, 498 nucleotides. Its product is annotated as cyclophilin-like protein. The record is from RefSeq and is a predicted model, not a curated record. The transcript has a single exon. Gene Ontology annotation, biological process: protein folding; protein peptidyl-prolyl isomerization. NCBI's taxonomy places the organism in Eukaryota, Fungi, Ascomycota, Dothideomycetes, Pleosporales, Dothidotthiaceae. Gene Ontology annotation, cellular component: catalytic step 2 spliceosome. Bases 1 to 498 code for a protein of 165 amino acids. Gene Ontology annotation, molecular function: peptidyl-prolyl cis-trans isomerase activity.